Molecule: messenger RNA, 570 nt
Organism: Tuber aestivum (summer truffle)
Lineage: Eukaryota; Fungi; Ascomycota; Pezizomycetes; Pezizales; Tuberaceae
Source: the annotation of a GenBank genome assembly
AUCAUCCAAUCCGGUCAGCUCUUUGGAAGAGAUGGCCGGCGGCUGUUUCAUCGCCGCCGUCGGGGCGAGGAAAAACAAAACAGGGAAGAUAAACCGCAGCCGAGCGGCCCCCGACCGCCCAACUGCCGCACAAUCAUUGGUUUGUCUCCCCCCUUCUGGGUUCAAUUGAAUGUGGGGCACAUAUCGGGGGAAGAGUAUGAAUUUUGCUUUUGGGUGGCAAGCUUUCAUGUCUUUCCCCUUCAAUCGCUGUUGCUGGCAUCAAAGGGUAGGAUUGUCUUGAAUCCUGAAACGAAAGAAGUUUCUAACCAGUUUGUUAGAGAACUCUGUUCGAAUAAUUACCUGUCGCUUUUCCUUCGUGGGAAAUUUGUUUAUGUCGAAUCGACGAUUCCGCUCGCGCGAUUUUCAUUCGAGCUUGCCCCGAGUCGUUUGAUAUGUCAAAGGGAUUGGGAUAAGCGUUCACUCAAUGGUAAGUUCCGCUAUUGUAUGUCUAAGAUUUCUUCCUCAUUGGUCGCAGCGUGAAUUGUGUUGCCCAGAGAUAGCUCUAUUACCAAACUCGGUUUACCAUCUAAU